Molecule: messenger RNA, 714 nt
Organism: Colletotrichum aenigma
Lineage: Eukaryota; Fungi; Ascomycota; Sordariomycetes; Glomerellales; Glomerellaceae
Exons: 4
Coding region: 1-714 (237 amino acids)
Source: RefSeq, a predicted model, not a curated record
AUGCUCCGCACCCUCGUUGCGCAGUUGCAACAACCCAAUGCGGCUAUCCAAUUCAAGCUAGCCCAAGUCCUGCCACAACAUUAUACUCUCUUCGACAUUGCCAACGGGUUGUCCGAAUGCCAGACCUUGCCGGAACGCCGUGUCAUCGAGGGGGUAUCUUUCUGCCUGAAGCAGACUGAUCGCAUUGAGAGGAGAUCUGUAGAUGCUGAAAAUGCUGCCAGAUUAGCCAACUAUGCCGCGAUGCUCCUCGAGCGAACCCCGGAUGGCCUGCCUCUAUGUUGUCCAUCAUCUGAAGAUGCUGCUCCCGUGGACGACGUCCUAGGCGUCCUUCUCAGCCUCGUCGUGCAUCACUCAUCAUGCCUUGACGAUGACAUAUUACUGGCUGUGGCCGCGUACGCAGACGGCCAUGAAGACUGGUCGGCGCCGACAACGGCCUCAAUAGCCAAAGACCUGUUGGAUCAUGCACUAGGCGACGGGCAUCGAAAAACCGCUUUCAUCACCUCAGUAGUUCUGGACAGAUUUAUCCGGCCAAUCUUUUCUCGUUACUCCUCCAGCCGUCUCACUUCAGCUGGCAGGCAAGCCUAUUAUCGUGACGAUGAUCACGAUCAGGUCACUGGAAGCGCUCUCUCUAGUGGCACAGACACGAAACCAUGGAAAAGUACCCAGUCACAUGCUGUCACUGUCUUCGCCUGGACUGUGGAGCAGUCAGAUUAA